AUACUCAACCUUUUUUUUCUUUGUGAAAUGCAGAUUACAGAGUUGAAGUUGUCUGUGGAUAGUCUGGAGAGGGAGAGGGACUUCUACUUUGCUAAGCUGAGGGAUAUUGAAAUUGUGUGCCAAUGCCCCGAGAUCGAAAACCUACCUGUGGUUGAAGCAUUGAAAAAGAUUCUGUAUGCUACAAAUGACGAUGCAACACUCGUUGCAGAGGCUCAAGCCAUCAUCUCCAAGCAACACCAACAAGUGGACGAACACGAAGAUGAGACGGACAACAACAAAGUGAGAGUUAAAAACCAGAAGAGAAAAAUAAUCAUCAAUGCUGAUGUUGAUGUUGCUGCUAGUGUCACAUUGUCUCCAAGGCAAAAGAUCACUGAUGCUUCAGAUGUCCAUUGCAGCGGAUCGCCACUCGUGACUUACUGAUGUCUUCUAUUACUUCAAGAAUGAUGUUUUUUUGUCCUGCCUCAAUUGCCCGAGAGAUGUCCAUUGCAGCGGAUCGCCACUCGUGACUUACUGAUGUCUUCUAUUACUUCAAGAAUGAUGUUUUUUUGUCCUGCCUCAAUUGCCCGAGAGGUAUAUACUUCCUACAAUGUUGCUCCAUGUGGGUGAAUUGU
This is a messenger RNA of Cuscuta campestris, 611 nucleotides long. The record is from the annotation of a GenBank genome assembly. NCBI's taxonomy places the organism in Eukaryota, Viridiplantae, Streptophyta, Magnoliopsida, Solanales, Convolvulaceae.